Sebastes umbrosus (honeycomb rockfish) is the source of this 3449-nucleotide messenger RNA. Its product is annotated as dopamine D2-like receptor. The transcript has 2 exons. Gene Ontology annotation, molecular function: G protein-coupled receptor activity. Bases 1182 to 2777 code for a protein of 531 amino acids. The record is from RefSeq and is a predicted model, not a curated record. NCBI's taxonomy places the organism in Eukaryota, Metazoa, Chordata, Actinopteri, Perciformes, Sebastidae. Gene Ontology annotation, cellular component: membrane. Gene Ontology annotation, biological process: G protein-coupled receptor signaling pathway.
UUUCCUAGUACACUCUACACACUGCCUCUAUUACUCUCCAAAUGACCUACGCUACUCUUACAACAGCUCUAGAGAGCACCAUUUGCCACCAGAUGUUACACACUGGACCUUUAAACUGCAACAUAACAAAAUGUGAAAAAGUUCAAGGGGUCUGAAUACUUUCUGAAUAUGAUAUAAGUGAUUUCUAUUAUUGCACAUACACUAGUUUAGUGGUGGGUACCGUGGUGUAAUGUUUUUGAAUAGUCUUUUGUAAAAAAGUUAGGCCCUUUUUGAUUAGUUUGCUGUUAAAAAAUAGUCUGGGUGAUUUAUUGUUUUGCAGCUUAUUUUGUCCUGCUCCCUCCCACUCGUUUGGCACGCUUGAUGUAAAUAUUGUAAAUGGGAAUCUGUUUCUAAGUAAAGCAUGUUUCAUUAGCGCCUACUCCUUUGUCUCGUCAUUUCUAUUUCAGCAAGUUGCCUCAGUUUAUGGCGUCCUAAAAUAUUUAUGGUUAUUUGUUCAGAAUGUUUUUGUGUUUCACCACAGUUUAUCUCCCAGAACUUCCAGUUUGUAUCUACGUGGUGUUUUUGACAGACAUCUGAUCAGUCUAAUAGGAACAUUUAUUGUGUUGAUCUAAUCCCAGAUUUGGCGUAGUCCAUAAGCUUGCACAUUUUGAAGCAAAGAGCAUUUCACACUUUAUCUCUAAACAGGAUUACACAAUGUCAUGCUAUAAUCCAGCAGCAUGGCUCUCUUUAUUUCCUGAGCCAAUUCAAGAACUCCCAAGUCAUCCAUCUGGCGUAUUUAACGCAAAGCUUUUAACCUUCAUGAGGUACUGUACUGCAUUAAAUGAAAUGGACAGCUGUUCACUAUCCCAUGCAUCACAGUGCCAUCAUCAUUAUUGCAUUUCUGCUCCGAGCAUUUUUAAAGUUGUACAUCAGGACUGACACAAUAGUGACGCAAAUACUUUUCAAUUAACAACCAUCCCUUUUUUUUUUCCAGUUGUCUGUACUGUGAAUACACAGCACAGUCUUUAAUGAAUGUGAACAGCGAGGACUCCCAGGUGACCUGCUGCUGCAGUGGAGUGAUAAUGAAAAGGGCGGAUACUUGUCCAAGCUACAGGUUCACCCAUUAAUAUUAUUCACUCAGUGGAGAACCCCUUGCCAACAAGCGCAGCAGGCUUACAGUAUGUUGGGGCGGCGUAGAGAGAAUGAAGAUACACAACUACCUGCCUACACCUGCACGGGACUCUGGGAACAUCACCGUUACACCGACGGAGUACACUGACGUCGCCUUUGUGGUGGCAAACAGCUUGAUCCUGUUGAUCACCUCUGCUGUGGGGAUUGCAGCAAAUGUUUUUGUCAUUCUGGCAGUUUAUCACCAAAAAUCGCUGCAAACUGCGAACAACGCACUGGUGGUGAACCUCGCAGUCAUAGACACUCUGAGGUGCGUCAUCGACUGCCCCAUUCUCCUAAUCAUCGUCACGACGGUGUACCAAAGACAACGUAUGGACGAGUUGAUCUGUGACACACAGGUGGCCUCUUUCUCCUUCAGCUGCUGCAUCCAGAUGUUGACACUGGCCUGUAUAAGCGCGGAGAGGUACCAGGCCAUCGCAAAACCCUUCCAAACCACUCAAAGGCGAAGACGGAUCAUGGUGCUGAUUCCUAUCACAUGGGUCGUGGCUAUUCUGGUGGCUGUUAUUUGUCUGAUAUUUGUGAAGGACUCACCCGUGCAUGUAAGAUGUAGAGGAUUAUCAGGAGAGACAUCCUCCUCCUAUGACACCUUUGGACUUUACAUGUUGUUCCCACUUUGGGCAGCUUGCUUUACUGUUAUCAUUGGAUUCUACGCUCGCAUAUUCACCCUCGUGAGAUCACACAAUCGCAAAGUAUUCGACAAGGGCACUUUUCUUCAGUCAAAGAAAACAGAGGAUGAGCAGAAGAAAGAAAAAACAGCAGCCGUGGAAAAUGGGCAGGGAAAAUCAGAGCAGAACGAGACCCAGAGCAAAAGUGUUGCAUCAGAGAGAACUGACUUGAAAACAGAACAACCUCGCCCUCCUGCAUUGCAGGUUGCAGCGCAGACUGAGGAGAAAGCUUUUAAAACAGAGCAGUCCAACUCCUGUGGCACUAAAGCUGAAGCAAAACCAUCAAAUGGAGAUGCUGCUGCUGGUGUUAAGAGCUCAACCACAAAGCCGCAGACGGAGUCAGGCAAUUUCGAAACAGAAAAGCAGUCCAAAGAGAGAGUGAAGAUUGACAAAGCGCCCUCUGAAAUGAAAGAAACCAGCCACCAUGUUCCCCCGUCUGCACAGUUGGAAAAUUCUGAAUCCGCUUCUGUUUUACUGAUUGAAGUAAAACAAGCUAAGAGCAGCAAUGGAGGAGAAACAUUGACUGUUGCUACAGCAGAUCAAGUGUCCUCAUUACCUCCCGUUUCAAAUAACGUCCCUGAAACAGAAGCUACAAAUCAAAAUGUGGCGGCAGAAGGGGCUGUUUGCAUGAUGCCUUCCAAAGCAGGUAAAGAGAGAGCGAGCAAAAAGAGGGAAAGUAAAAUGGCGAAGCGUGCCGGCUACAUAAUUAUAACCUUUGUCUUAUUCUGGCUACCGUUGCUCACGACUAUCCUGAUGAACUUUGCAGUUCACGGAAACAAGAAUACACAGAUAACAAUCAUCCGGGACGUGGAGAUUCUGUCAGUCUCUGUCGCCUGCAUCACAUCUCUGAGUGACCCAAUAAUAUACGCUGCGGUGAACCCUCAGUUUCGGACAGAGUUUUAUCGGCUGAAAAGAAAGUUUGUGUCCAUAUGCAAUUGGAAAUGAUCAUAUUUCCACCUCUAACUACUUUUGAGUGGCACUAAACCAAACGUUCAAUGUCUUGUCUUGUCAUUGUUCAAAUAUGAACUAAAUUAAACAUCUAUUUGGUUAUAGGAGGUAUAUUAUUUGAUAUGCCGCUGAGUUAUCUUAGACUUUCUGCAGGCUGACUACAGAGCACUUACUGAACUGCAGAGCAGAGGCGCUGCACGCUGCGAGAAGCUGCCCGACCCGACGCGAUCGACUCAGCGGGGGGACGCUGCUGAGCUCUCUGUCAAACAAUCAGUGAGGCCUGCUCGUCUGUCUCCAGAGACGCUGCAGGCAGGACCCACCACUGGGCCGCUCAGGUCCUCACAUGUCCUCCAGCAGCACCUCAUUAUCAUCCCAUCCUCUUAUUAGUGAUGCUCUCUGAGUAACCAGGCAAAACAUUAUGAAAUCCACCUAAUUGUGUUCUAGUAAAAAAAAAACGACAUGGGUCAUUUAAUGGAUGUUCCAGUAGAGCUACAGUAUUUAUUCUAUCCACUGCACCAAAUGCACAAUGUGUGAUUAUUUGUCCCUUUUCCUUACCCCCUUAUAUAUGUACUCCAUGACAAGAUUUGCAUUUCAAUAAAAGCAAAGUGUUGCGGAAUUUACAUGGUAACAUACCGGCCUCGCUGUGUUUCCUUCCAUCAUUUUUACUGA